ACGUGACCGGAAGUGGCCAAUCAACAAAGGCGUUCGUUAACUUCUCCUGCCAAAAUUCGCAUUAUUUCUUUCAACAUAACUCAAAUUUGUAUUAUAAAAAAGCUGUUUUACGGAGUAGAAAUUGCUUUUGAAUUUUACAUAAAGGAAGUAUUGCAAGAGGAUCUUCCUGUCUUUUGCCAAAAAAAUGUGGAAGAUGUCGUCGGGUAAUCAAUCGUUAAAGAUUGCUUCUUCACAACAAAUUGAUAAAAUAAAGAAUCUUCUAACUGGACUUGGUAAACCUACGAAACGAGGAAUAAGAAAAUGCCCAAGUUGUGGGACAUUCAAUGGGACUCGAGGAAUUUCGUGUAAAAAUAAAGCUUGCAAUGCUGUAUUUAAAGAGAAAAAUUUUAAAAAGGAGAGAAGCGCUGACGCUGUUAAGCUGAUAUCAGGAUCAGGAGCUCAAAUAUAUUCUGUCAGAUUAAGAGAUAAAGGUCAGGACAGUCGGGGUUUUGUUGAACUACCCAUUAUCCAUGACAACGAGGGUCAAACUUUGAACAGGGAAGAUGUUGCUAUAGACGAAAGAGUUAUUAUGGAGGCUGCAAGAUGUUAUGUGGAAAAUUGUCCAAGAUCAAUGGGCAUUACAAAUGGUAUAUCCUGCGUUCAUAUCAAUGCUGCAAUAAACUGUAAAUUAUUUGCGGAAUCAUUAACUUUUAAAAACAACAUUUUGGAAUCCCUUCCCGCUGACGAAGAAGUUAAACGUUUAAUAUUUAGUAUGGCCACUGAAUUACCUGGUCCUAUUGCACAGAGAGUGACCAAAAAUACUAUGGUUGUCAAGUGCAUGGCAACAGAAAAGCAUCCUUUGGGUAUUUUGCAUGUCACUUUUCCUGAUUUAAAUAAGAAAGACUCUAGAUAUUUGUGUGGCUGUAAAGAUAAAAAAGUACCAAACGAUGAUAAACGAUGUAUACAUGUCCUCUCUUGUGUAUGUUGUUUUAUUAGUGAUGAAAAAUUGAAUUUGGAGUUUGAAAAUUGUAUCAAACAUGUGUUAUCUAGUCCGGAAGCCUGUAUAGUAGUCUAUACAAAUGAGGUUGAGAAGGAGCAUCAAGUAACUUUAUCAGAAGAGACAAUGAAUGCAACCGAAAUGAUUGACGAUGUUUCUAUCAACGAACAAACAGAUGACAGUAAAACAUAUAUGAUUAUCGACGAUCAAGUAAUUGGAGUGGCGGAAAUUAAUCAACUAGAAGAAGAACCUGUUGAAAAGAAAAUGAAAACGAUAUCCGUGGAACAAGAUCUUAUUCAGCACAUCACUAGCUCUGAGAGAGUUGGAGAACUAAGCAGUGGUGAAAAAUCAGAUGAUUCGGACAUUAAUAGAGUCCUUGUCGAAGAAGAUGACGUUGCAGAAUUCCAAAAUCCGUCUUUAUCUUCUCCAAUGUCAAAUGUUAUACCUGUUCGACCAAAACCGGUUCAGUUGAAAAUGCCGCGGAAUGCUCCUCCAAGAACAUUAACUCUUCAAACAUCGAGUUUACAUACAGCCUCAGUUCUAUAUGAACAAAAUUUAAGCUAUUAUGUAAAUAAACAAAUUUUGCCCCCAAAUAGUUCAAAUCUUCAAGAAGAUGACCUACACAUUUCUUUUCUUACUUGGCUCAGCGGCGUGACAGAGAGAAUAAACAGCACUAUGCACUAUCAAUUCUCAGUAAAUUAAUUACUUCUAUCAUUCCUUAUUGAAAUAGGAAAACCGGAUCCUAUAGUCGUCCAAGUUCCUCACGUCUUCUUCGAAGCCUUUCAACAAAGAAUUUCAAUAGGCAAGAAGAAGCGUUUACCAAACACAACGUGUAUAGAUAGCCGAAAGGAGUCGCCGCCAAUUGGAAACUUUACUCGAUUUACUUGGCAUUUGCAUAAUAUUCUGCACGUCAAGUGUAUAUUUGAUACACCGCAAGUUAGUAAUGUAUCCUUUAAUUCUCUUUUACCCUAAUUAUUUUCCCUUCUUUCUCUACCGGAUACCGAGCUUGUUACUAGAUGAAGGAGAACGCAUUAUGUUUCUCUCGAGACCAAUUUAUCAAUUUCCAUACAUGAAAAACUUGUAGACUCAUGUUUAUUAUUCGAGAGCAGAUUUGACUUUAAGCGGAAGAAAAUAUUACGUCUAGGGAAUUACAGUUUUUUCAUGAUUAAAUUAUAACGGUUAUUUAACCAUUGCACAUAAUACUUACUAUGCAUUCGUAGAAUUCGUCUAUAUUUUUAUUUAAAGAUCAACAGAGUUUUAGAGUUUAAAGGCUUUUUUCUAAUUUUCCGCCUCCUUUUGCAGGUAUUACUCGACAUUUCUCGUUGCUAUGUUGAAAAAGAUGGCAAUUUCACCUACCUAAACGAAUCUCAAAGAAAUCUUGAGCAAUCUUCGAAGUCUAAGCAAACAAAAACUGUAGAAUUAAAAACAUACUUGAAAGUUGGAUUCACAGAGGCUGACCAGAAAGACUCUACACCGUUUAUAAUUGAAUGGAUGCCCGAUCUCUGGCCAAAAUGCAAGAUAGGUGAAAUGAGAUUAAUCUUUGAAUUUGGUCAUAUGAGAAAUGGUGUGAUUGAACGUCCGACCAAUAGAAGAAGUACGAAAAUUGGGAUUAGGAAUUGAAAUAAUUUUUUAUUUUCAAAAAUAAUUCAAGAGAUUUGACUGAAACUUCAAUUAAAUAAACUGGUUUUAUCAUUGUUUGUUUGAUGACUUAUGUUGAUAAUAAACUCAAAUUAACAGCAUAUAGAAAC
This is a messenger RNA of Dimorphilus gyrociliatus, 2724 nucleotides long. The record is from the annotation of a GenBank genome assembly. Lineage: Eukaryota; Metazoa; Annelida; Polychaeta; Dinophilidae.